Suillus subalutaceus is the source of this 687-nucleotide messenger RNA. RefSeq lists its product as uncharacterized. The record is from RefSeq and is a predicted model, not a curated record. The transcript is spliced from 6 exons. Lineage: Eukaryota; Fungi; Basidiomycota; Agaricomycetes; Boletales; Suillaceae. Bases 1 to 687 code for a protein of 228 amino acids.
AUGUCAUGGAGCAUCUUAAUAUGCGCACUAGAUGUUUUUUUGGGUACAUUGGAUGUAUGGGGACAUGUUUUUUAUUCAUCUCAACGUGCCGCCGCAGUGCCUCGGGUGCAACGUGUACCUCACAUAGUCCUGUCGUCCCCCUCGUCCCUCUCCCAUCCCUCAGUGGAUCGUGAUGCCAUCCUUUUGGGCAAGUCGAAUGCGAUACAGACCAUGUCGACGACCAUACCGUUCAUCAUCAAGCAUGUUUUCACUUCGCCUGUAGUCAUCUUUGUCAAUAGCGCGCUCUCCACAGAAAAGCCAGAGCUCACCGUCAUCAAUAAGAACCAUCCUCGAUACGACAAUGCUGCGAGAUCGUUGGCAGAUGAGUCUGUCCUCCAUGUCUACAAGGCCGUUUUCUACAAUAUUCCAGUACAAGUCAAACCCCGUCAAGAAGUCUUCUGUGUGACGCGUGGGGCUUUCAUCGGUUUAGUGGCAGGCUGGGAAAAUGCACUUAACUGUGUUCUGGGCGUCCCUGGCGCUGUUCACUUUCGCGUUGAUUCCAUCGCAAGUGGGGAAGAAAUUUUCAGAAAUGCUAUUGAUCAAGGAUCUAUUUGUCACAACCCUUUAAACGAAUUAACGCUGGGGCAGAGACUAGGACUCAAACUAAGGUUAUCUAACAGAGAGAAGAGGAUAGCAGGGACGUCUUAG